AUGUCGCUGCAGAGGAUGGUGCGUGUGUCCCUGGAGCAUCCCACCAGCGCCGUGUGUGUGGCUGGCGUGGAGACCCUCGUGGACAUUUAUGGGUCGGUACCCGAGGGCACAGAGAUGCUCGAGGUCUAUGGGACCCCAGGCGUGGACAUCUACAUCUCUCCCAACUCGAGGCGGGGCCGGGAGCGUGCAGACACCAGGCGGUGGCACUUUGAUGCGAGUUUGGAGAUCAUUGUGGUCAUGAACUCCCCCAGCAACGACCUCAAUGACAGUCAUGUUCAGAUUUCCUACCACUCCAGCAAGGAGGCUCUUCCCCUGGCCUAUGCAGUGCUCUACCUCACCUGUGUUGACAUCUCUCUGGAUUGUGACCUGAACUGUGAAGGCAGGCAGGACAGGAAUUUUGUGGACAAGCGGCAGUGGGUCUGGGGGCCCAAUGGAUAUGGUGCCAUCUUGCUGGUGAACUGUGACCGUGAUGAUCUGAGUUGUGAUGACCAGGACAAUUGUGACCAGCGUGUGCGCUGCCUGCAAGACCUGGAAGAUAUGUCUGUCAUGGUCCUGCGGACCCAGGGUCCUGCUGCCCUCUUCGAUGACCACAAACUUAUCCUCCACACCUCCACUUAUGAUGCUGAGCGGGCCCAGGUCUUCCAUGUCUGUGGUCCUGAGGACUCAUGCGAGGCCUACAGGCACGUGCUGGGCCAAGACAAGGUGUCGUAUGAGGUGCCCCGCCUCCAUGGGGACCGGGAACUCUUCUAUGUGGAAGGCCUUUCCUUCCCUGAUGCCGGCUUCACAGGACUCGUCUCCUUCCAUGUUACCCUGCUGGAUGACUCCAAUGAGUAUUUCUCCCAGUCCCCAAUCUUCACUGACACUGUGACGUUCCGCGUGGCACCCUGGAUCAUGAUGCCCAGCACCCUGCCGCCCCUGGAGGUGUAUGUGUGCAGUGUGAGGAACAACAUGUGUUUCGUGGAUGCGGUGGCAGAGCUGGCCAGGAAGGCCGGCUGCCAGCUGACCAUCUGCCCACAGGCCGAGAACCGCAACGACCGCUGGAUCCAGGACGAGAUGGAGCUGGGCUACGUUCAGGCACCACACAAGACCUUCCCGGUGGUCUUCGACUCCCCACGGAAUGGGGAACUGCAGGACUUCCCUUACAAAAGAAUCCUGGGUCCAGAUUUUGGUUAUGUGACUCGGGAACCACGAGACAGGUCUGUGAGCGGCCUGGACUCCUUCGGGAACCUGGAGGUCAGCCCCCCAGUGGUGGCCAAUGGGAAAGAGUACCCCCUGGGGCGGAUCCUCUUUGGAGGCAACCUGCCUGGGUCGAGAGGCCGCAGGGUCACCCAGGUUGUGCGGGAAUUCCUCUAUGCCCAGAAGGUGCAGCCCCCCGUAGAGCUUUUUGUGGACUGGUUGGCCGUGGGCCACGUGGAUGAGUUCCUGUGCUUUGUCCCUGCCCCCGAUGGGAAGGGUUUCCGGAUGCUCCUGGCCAGCCCUGGGACCUGCUUCAAGCUCUUCCAGGAAAAGCAGAAGUGGGGCCACGGCGGGGCCCUCCUGUUCCAGGGGGUUGUUGGGGACAAUCGAGUCAAGACUGUGUCCAUCAACCAGGUGCUCUCCAAUGAAAGACUCAUCUCCUAUAAUAAGUUUGUGCAGAGCUGCAUCGAUUGGAACCGUGAGGUGCUGAAGCGGGAGCUGGGCCUGGCAGAGCGUGACAUCAUUGACAUCCCCCAGCUCUUCAAGACGGAACAGAAAAAGGCAAUGGCCUUCUUCCCUGACUUGGUGAACAUGCUGGUGCUGGGGAAGCACCUGGGCAUCCCCAAGCCCUUCGGGCCCAUCAUCAACGGCCGCUGCUGCCUGGAGGAGAAGGUGCAGUCCCUGCUGGAGCCGCUGGGCCUCCACUGCACCUUCAUCGAUGACUUCACUCCCUACCACAUGCUGCACGGGGAGGUGCACUGCGGCACCAACGUGCGCCGGAAGCCCUUCUCCUUCAAGUGGUGGAACAUGGUGCCCUGA
Messenger RNA from Otolemur garnettii (small-eared galago), 1995 nucleotides. RefSeq names its product peptidyl arginine deiminase 3 (gene PADI3). NCBI's taxonomy places the organism in Eukaryota, Metazoa, Chordata, Mammalia, Primates, Galagidae. Gene Ontology annotation, molecular function: protein-arginine deiminase activity; calcium ion binding. The record is from RefSeq and is a predicted model, not a curated record. The transcript has 16 exons. Gene Ontology annotation, cellular component: cytoplasm. The coding region runs from base 1 to 1995 and encodes 664 amino acids.